GCUAGAACCCGGUUUGGGGUUAGUGUCCCCCCCCCUCUGGCUGCCGCGCGACGAGCUCGCGUAGCGCCGUGCGGUCACGUAGGAAUCGACGAGAGUGCCUUCCUCCGAUUCUCCAUCUAUUGAUCAUCAACUGGCUGCCCUUCACUCAGCAGUGCCACACUGUGCAAUCAAUCAGGAAUGGAGGGCCAACGCAUCACGCUGGACCCCACAGCACAUACCUCAUUCGCAGAACGCCUCGCCGCGGCGGAGCGCGCGCGCGCCGGGCGCGGCGCCGCGCCGGACGACGAGGGCGAGCGCAAGGGCGCGACGACGCUGUUCCUCUACGGCGCGUUGCUGGUCGCCUGCGCGGCCGUCGCGGGGCAGACCGAGUUCGACGAGGCCCUGGAGCGUGUCGCGGCGGACGCCGUCCUCAAACUCGCGCACGGCGGCGGCGUCGCGAUCGUCUGCGCGUUCUCGCUGCACCGCAGCGAAACGCGGCCCGGGCGCAGACGAGGCGUCCAGUCCAACGCCGCGAAGUACCUGCUCUGCGCCCUGGGCGCGAACUUCGCGUGGCGCGCGUACCGGCUCCGGGGCGCCGCGCCGCUCGACGAAGAGGGAGAGGUGCCCGAGGCGGCCCAGGCGCUCGCGGCCGUCAUCCUGCUCCUGGGCCUCGUGGGGCUGCUGGCUUCUUGCUUCGAGGGCGCGGGCCAGCAGCGCGACCGGCGCCGGCGCGCGAUCGCCGAGUACUCGCGGCGGGCGAAGGUCGAGUAA
Pelagomonas calceolata is the source of this 750-nucleotide messenger RNA. The record is from the annotation of a GenBank genome assembly. Lineage: Eukaryota; Pelagophyceae; Pelagomonadales; Pelagomonadaceae.